ACUCUAUCUACCCUUCGUUGUUCUCGCGCUGCGCUCGGGCCCAGUCAAGUCGUCCUGUGAAAGGCUUGCCUGAUAGCAUCAUCCCUAUCAUCCUGGUCCUGUCGCUGCCGGUCAGCUUCACGCUGUCAUCUUUGAUUUGCUGCAGAAGGGAAGGUAGAACAGCUUGGCUGGAAUCUUGGCCUCGAAAAUCCACGCACACGGACUCCCGCGAUGCUGCCGGUCGAGAAUCCCACGACAUCAUACUGGCAAGCGACGAGCGCCGACUCGCCGAUCCACGAUCACGGCCGGGAUGGCCCUCUGCCGACCGAGCAGCUGUUUGACGUCGUCGUCGUGGGCAGCGGCAUCUCGGGCGCCACGGCCGCAUAUACGCUGCUCCGUGGGGAGGAGGGCGACGACGACGACGACGACGAAGCAAGAACCACAAAGAGGCCGCGGCCAAAAGUGGCCCUCGUCGAAGCGCGACGGGCAUGCUCAGGCGCCACGGCCAGAAACGGCGGGCACUGCCGACCGGAUGCCUAUGCGGGCUUUUUGAGGUACGCUGCCAUCGUGGGCAAGGACCAGGCGCACAAGGUCCUUGUCAACGAGCGCCAGACGAUGGACUACAUCCGAGACACGGCCCAGAGGGAAAAGAUUGACUGCGACUGGUGGCAGGGAAAGACGUUUGCGGCCUUUAUGAAGCACGAGGUCAAGGCACUGUCGCGCAAGAGCUACGAGGCAUACGACGAGUACGGGCAGCUCAACAAGGAGGAAGUCACCUGGAUCGAAGAUGCAGAGGAAGCCCAAAGGGUCACCCGCAUCCCAGGCUGCGUCGGCGCCGCCACGUUCACGGCUGCCUCCGUGUAUCCCCUUCGAUUCGUGCACGGGCUUCUGUCUCGCUCCAUCGACGCCGGCCUGCAGCUCUUUACGCACGCGCCUGUCACCAGUAUUGAGCAUCAGCAGCAGAAACAAGAGCAGGGCAUCUGGACCCUGUCGACGCCGAGGGGCACCCUGCGAGCCAAGCAUGUGCUCCUUGCCACCAAUGGCUACACCGAGGCCCUGGUGCCCGGCCUUGGUGACUUUCUGCUGUCUCACAAGGCCCAGUGCAGUUCCAUCGAUCCACCGCCCGCGUACCGGGACGAGGGCAGCCUCAAACAGACCUACUCCAUCGCAAAGGGAGGCGAAGACUUCGAGUACCUCGUUCAGCGGCCCUGCAACGAUGCAAAGAGGUCGAGCAAGGGCGGGCCUUUUAUCUUGGGGGGCGGCCACCCUCUGACGCCGAGAGACCAGGUCGUCGGCACCGUCGACGACAGCACUGUGUCCGAUGCCGUCACCGAGCAUCUGCGCACAUAUCCUGGCCGCACAUUCGAAGGGUGGAACGACGACGAGAGCCGCCUGACUCACGUGUGGACCGGCAUUCAGGGCUACACACGAGACUCGCUUCCGCUAUGUGGGCAGCAAGCGUGGAGCGACUCAGCCGGGCUCUGGCUCUGCGUCGGCAUGCAAGGCCACGGCAUGGCCCGGGCCGCGACGUGUGGACGCGGCGUAGCGCGCCUGAUUCUCGGCCAAUUGGCCGGUGCCAACGAGGCGGCAAUGACCGACGAGCAGUGGGAGCACGCCAGCGGUCUCCCCAGCUGUUUCAGAUGGACAAAUGCGCGUAGCAAGCGCCGCGAUGUGGAUUGCCGCUACGAAUGAGCGUUACCAAUCUAUAGAUUCUUUGGACAAUUCACUGGUGUAGACAGAGCGUCCCAGUCAGUCACCAGAAGUCGUGUAGUCGUCGUGUUGGACAGAGGGCCAUAAACUCACAUAUCGAAAGAGAGCACAAAGAGAAAGAGGAGGACAUAGCCCUCCUACUUUUUCUUGCCCCCCUGGA
This is a messenger RNA of Acaromyces ingoldii, 1849 nucleotides long. Its product is annotated as FAD dependent oxidoreductase. The record is from RefSeq and is a predicted model, not a curated record. The coding region runs from base 211 to 1671 and encodes 486 amino acids. Gene Ontology annotation, molecular function: oxidoreductase activity. NCBI's taxonomy places the organism in Eukaryota, Fungi, Basidiomycota, Exobasidiomycetes, Exobasidiales, Cryptobasidiaceae. Gene Ontology annotation, cellular component: cytoplasm. The transcript is spliced from 3 exons.